AAAUUAUAAUCUGCCAACUUCCUGAGGAGGUCCCGGGACACAUCAACACGGAGUACCAUGAUGAUUAAACCAUAUGUGAGACAAGGCGAGGGGGAGGAGGCCGUCAGCCCUCUGCAGUGGAUGGAUGGAGACAUGAGCUCACCUGAUGGAGACGCAUCAGUCUCAUCACACGGCUGCAGAGAUGAUGGAGUGAACCAACAGGACAGGGAGAUGGGGAGUGAGGAUGCACAGGAGGACGAGGAGGACGAUGAGGAGGGACAGGAGGAUGAAAACGAGUCCAAACGACGCGGGCCCAAGAAAAAGCGGAUGACAAAGGCCCGGCAGGAGCGAUUCCGUGCGAGACGUGUAAAGGCUAAUGCAAGGGAGCGUUCGCGUAUGCACGGUCUAAAUGAUGCGCUGGAGAGCCUGCGCACCAUCAUGCCGUGUCACUCCAAAACACAGAAACUGUCUAAGAUCGAGACGUUACGGCUGGCCCGCAACUACAUCUGCGCUCUGUCUGAGGCCCUGGAGGGGGGCCUCUCCACAGAGAGCAGGACCUUCAUGGAGACACUGUGUAAGGGCCUCUCACAGCCCACCAGCAACCUGGUAGCUGGCUGCUUUCAGCUGGGACCAGCCUCUGGUGCUGGGAUGAGGCCUGAGGACAGACACAGAGUCCGGCCAGCCCCUGCUCCUCUCGGUGGCGUGGUGAGCUACUCCUCUCCAGGACUGCCAAGUCCGCCGUAUGGCACUUUUGACUCUGCUCACCUGCUUCACCUGAGGGCCAUGAAAGGAGGAGUGUACGAGAAUCACUCGCCAAAUGAGUAUAAUGCCGGAGGAGUAGGGACCCCUCCGUACGAUGGCCCCCCUACACCACCUCUGAGCAUCAGCAGUAACCUGAUGCCCAAACAGGAGCCUUCACCUCACUACCCACCCUCUCACCACUACUCCCCCUCCCCUGUGGACCAGGGCCUAUAUCAGACUCAGACUGGCUAUAACGGACACUUAGAGGGGCCCUAUGACUCCUACCAUCCACAGCACAUGCCCCCCCGACAGAUAACCUCCGUCUACAGAGACUAAGACGGGUCAGGAGAGUCGACUCUGUUUCACCCAUCAAUUCAACCUGACUGCUCGUCUUCACUCUUUGAUCCUUCAUGAACACUGACUGAA
Molecule: messenger RNA, 1146 nt
Organism: Anarrhichthys ocellatus (wolf-eel)
Lineage: Eukaryota; Metazoa; Chordata; Actinopteri; Perciformes; Anarhichadidae
Product: neurogenic differentiation factor 4-like
Exons: 2
Coding region: 58-1056 (332 amino acids)
Biological process (GO): positive regulation of transcription by RNA polymerase II; camera-type eye development; axon development
Cellular component (GO): nucleus
Molecular function (GO): E-box binding; protein dimerization activity; DNA-binding transcription factor activity, RNA polymerase II-specific
Source: RefSeq, a predicted model, not a curated record